UAAUGUUUCAAACGAAUUAGUUAAUGUUUAAUCGUUAAUUCAUACAUUUAUAAUUCCAUUGAAUAGUUUAUUAUUGGGUCUUUAUGUUGUUCUUUGUUAAAAUAAAAUCCUAUUCGUUAUAACUGAAUAUGGAAAAAAAUGUUUCUCAAUUGAUACAAGAUAAUAGUUUACUACAUUUACUUUUAUUCUUAUUACCAUUUGGGAAUUGUGUUCCCAAUUGUUGAUUUCUUUCACGCUAGAUGGCACCCGGAGCAAUUCCCCACUUUUACAAAAGUGUGCAGGGGGAUGGAUGCUAAUUUUUGAGUUUAUAAUCUUCUAUAGUUUGUUGUUAGUACUCAUUAGUUAACAAAAACGUUAAUAAAAUAGAUAGUUGCAUUUAUUUUGCACAUUAGUAUUAAGUAUUAUACAAAAGCUGAAUAUAUAUAACGUAUUGUAGCUUUAUUUGAAAAAGAAGAAAAAAGAAAAACAAAAUAAAGUAAAGAAAGGAGAGUAUUCUAGGUUCAAAAUGUCUAGUACAUCCCAAAAACACAAAAAUUUUGUAGCAGAGCCAAUGGGCGAAAAACCAGUUACUGAUUUAGCUGGAGUUGGUGAAGUUCUCGGAAGAAGACUGGAAGCUGCUGGUUUCGACAAAGCAUAUGUAGUACUUGGACAAUACUUAGUUUUGAAGAAGAACAAAGAACUGUUUCAAGAGUGGAUGAAAGAUGCUUGUUCAGCUAAUGCAAAACAAUCGAAUGAUUGUUAUCAGUGUCUUACAGAUUGGUGUGAAGAAUUUUUGUAAAGUACUAAUGAUAAUGAACUUUUGUAAAGUAUUAAUGUUAUAUGAAAAAUAUUUUAACAUUGCAGAAUAUUUUAUAACUUAAUAGAAGUCUUUUCACAUGUAUUACGUUUUUAGGAUUUUCGUAAAAUUAACAAAUUUUAAAACUACAAUUAUAUAUUUUCUGAUUUAAUUGUUGACACUCUUAAGAAAUAUAUAGAUAUCUUUCUAUGCUCA
Vespa velutina is the source of this 991-nucleotide messenger RNA. RefSeq names its product barrier-to-autointegration factor B (gene baf). The record is from RefSeq and is a predicted model, not a curated record. Gene Ontology annotation, molecular function: DNA binding. The coding region runs from base 506 to 778 and encodes 90 amino acids. Lineage: Eukaryota; Metazoa; Arthropoda; Insecta; Hymenoptera; Vespidae. The transcript is spliced from 3 exons.